This is a messenger RNA of Rangifer tarandus platyrhynchus (Svalbard reindeer), 2106 nucleotides long. Lineage: Eukaryota; Metazoa; Chordata; Mammalia; Artiodactyla; Cervidae. The record is from the annotation of a GenBank genome assembly.
AUGGAGAAGUACGAGCGGAUCCGAGUGGUGGGCAGAGGUGCCUUCGGGAUUGUUCAUCUGUGCUUGCGCAAGGCUGACCAGAAGCUGGUGAUCAUCAAGCAGAUCCCUGUGGAGCAGAUGACCAAGGAAGAGCGGCAGGCAGCCCAGAACGAGUGCCAGGUCCUCAAGCUGCUCAACCAUCCCAACGUCAUUGAGUACUACGAGAACUUCCUGGAGGACAAGGCUCUCAUGAUCGCCAUGGAGUACGCACCAGGCGGAACCCUGGCCGAGUUCAUCCAGAAGCGCUGUAACUCCCUGCUGGAGGAGGACACCAUCCUGCACUUCUUUGUGCAGAUCCUGCUGGCACUGCAGCACGUCCACAGCCACCUCAUCCUGCACCGGGACCUCAAAACCCAAAACAUCCUUCUCGAUAAACACCGCAUGGUCGUCAAGAUCGGCGACUUUGGCAUCUCCAAGAUCCUUAGCAGCAAGAGCAAGGCCUACACGGUGGUGGGUACUCCCUGCUACAUUUCCCCUGAACUGUGUGAGGGCAAGCCCUACAACCAGAAGAGUGACAUCUGGGCCCUGGGCUGUGUCCUAUAUGAGCUGGCCAGCCUCAAGAGGGCCUUCGAGGCUGCGAACCUGCCAGCGCUGGUACUGAAGAUCAUGAGCGGUACCUUCGCGCCCAUCUCUGACCGGUACAGCCCAGAGCUGCGCCAGCUGGUUCUGAGUCUGCUCAGCCUGGAGCCCGCCCAGCGGCCACCGCUCAGCCACAUCAUGGCGCAGCCCCUCUGCAUCCGGGCGCUCCUCAACCUGCACACAGACCUGGGCAGUGUCCGCAUGCGGAGGCCGGUGCAGGCAGAGAAGCCCUUGGCCGCUGGGCCACCCAUGGCCCCGGGCACUACAGGAAGCAGGACCACCAGCGCCCGGUGCAGAGGCGUCCCCCGGGGACCAGCACGGCCGGCCAUCCCGCCGCCGCUGUCGUCGGUGUACACGUGGGGCGGCGGGCUCAGCGCGCCGCUCCGGCUGCCUAUGCUCAACACGGAGGUGGUUCAGGUGGCAGCCGGGCGCACGCAGAAGGCCGGCGUCACUCGCUCCGGGCGCCUCAUCCUUUGGGAGGCCCCGCCCCUUGGCGCUGGAGGUGGCACCCUCCUGCCGGGGGCGGUGGAGCAGCAGCAGCCCCAGUUCGUCUCCCGUUUCCUGGAGGGUCAGUCGGGUGUGACUAUCAAGCACGUGGCCUGUGGGGACCUCUUCACCGCCUGCCUGACUGACCGAGGCAUCAUCAUGACCUUUGGCAGUGGCAGCAACGGGUGCCUAGGCCAUGGAGGCCUCAAUGACAUCAGCCAGCCCACCAUCGUGGAGGCUCUGCUGGGCUAUGAGAUGGUGCAGGUGGCUUGUGGGGCCUCUCAUGUGCUGGCCUUGUCCACUGAGCGAGAACUAUUUGCUUGGGGCCGUGGAGAUGGUGGUCGACUGGGACUAGGCACUAGGGAGUCCCAUAGCUGCCCGCAGCAGGUGCCCACGCCCCUGGGACAGGAAGCCCAGAGGGUCAUAUGUGGCAUUGACUCCUCCAUGAUCCUCACAGUGCCUGGCCGAGCCCUGGCCUGUGGGAGCAACAGGUUCAACAAGCUGGGCCUGGACCACCUCUCCCUAGGGGAGGAGCCUGCCCCACACCAGCAAGUGGAGGAGGCCCUGAACUUCACUCCACUAGGUUCUGCACCCCUGGACCGGGAGCCCUUGCUGAGUGUGGACUUGGGCACUGCUCAUUCAGCUGCUGUAACUGCCUCUGGUGACUGCUACACUUUCGGCAGCAAUCAGCAUGGGCAGCUGGGUACCAACGCUCGCAGGGUCAGCCGGGCACCCUGUCAAGUCCAGGGCCUCCAGGGCAUCAAGAUAGCAAUGGUGGCCUGUGGGGAUGCCUUCACUGUCGCCAUUGGGGCAGAAGGUGAAGUGUACUCCUGGGGCAAAGGGGCCCGAGGUCGCCUGGGAAGGAGAGAUGAGGACGCCGCACUCCCUAGGCCAGUGCAGCUGGAUGAGACCCACCCCUACACGGUGACCUCCGUGUCCUGUUGCCAUGGCAACACUCUCCUGGCUAUCCGCCCGGUCACGGAUGAGCCAGUCCCCCCUUGA